Molecule: messenger RNA, 1156 nt
Organism: Psammomys obesus (fat sand rat)
Lineage: Eukaryota; Metazoa; Chordata; Mammalia; Rodentia; Muridae
Gene: Ascl2
Product: achaete-scute family bHLH transcription factor 2
Exons: 2
Coding region: 95-694 (199 amino acids)
Biological process (GO): positive regulation of transcription by RNA polymerase II; sensory organ development; neuron differentiation
Cellular component (GO): RNA polymerase II transcription regulator complex
Molecular function (GO): protein dimerization activity; RNA polymerase II transcription regulatory region sequence-specific DNA binding; DNA-binding transcription factor activity, RNA polymerase II-specific
Source: RefSeq, a predicted model, not a curated record
CCGGUCGCUUCCCACCGCACCCGGUUCCUUGCGGGCACUUUCCCUGUGGUGCACCGAAGCUCGUACCAGGCGCGCCCGCGGGCUGGAUGCAAGCAUGAUGAACGGAGGCGGGCUGCCCUUACUCGCGCCCUCCUCUUCUGGAGUCUCCGGAGCCUGCGCUGCUCGCCGGAGACCCGCGUCCCCCGAACUGCUGCGCUGCAGCCGACGGCGGCGAUCUGGCACAACCGAGGCCAGUAGCAGCUCGGCGGCGGUGGCACGCCGCAACGAGCGCGAGCGCAAUCGCGUGAAGCUGGUAAACUUGGGCUUCCAGGCGCUGCGACAGCACGUGCCGCACGGCGGCGCCAGCAAGAAGCUCAGCAAGGUGGAGACGUUGCGCUCCGCGGUGGAGUACAUUCGUGCGCUGCAGCGGCUGCUUGCGGAGCACGACGCCGUGCGCGCGGCGCUUGCCGGGGGGCUGCUAACACCCGCCACCCGACAGGCGGCCGCCCUCGCGCCACCCACCGCCUCCCCGGCCAGCGCUUCUCUGUCCUGUGCUUCUCUGUCCUGCGCUUCUACAUCCCCUGACCGCGGGGCCAGCUCGGAGCCUGGCUCCCCGCGCUCCGCCUAUUCGUCGGAGGACAGCGGCUGCGAGGGAGAGCUGAGCCCGGUGGACUGCGAGCUCCUUGACUUCUCCAGCUGGUUAGGGGGCUACUGAGCACCCCAACCCCCUAAGCUGCAUCCCGGUUGUCUACUGGUGGACCGACCCGCGUUUCUUGCCUACGGAGCCUGGGAGGAUGCCUUGCCCAUGCUGUCUAGUGCAUCCUCACCAAAUGUUGUGGCACUGGGGCUUGGAAAUUUCUCAGGAGAAAGGAUUUUACAGUGGCAAUAUAUUUUUUACGAAUUAACUUGAACUGCUGGGAGGGACUCUGCUGAAAAUAUGAAGACUUAUUUUUUUACAAAGGAUCCUUAGGCUUGGAGCACAAUAAAGGUUGUCUCUGUACCUCACCCCCACUGUCUAGAACUUUCCAACCUGGCCAAAGUGUGGACCAGUCAGGCCCUGAGGGCAAGAUGCCUGGCUGCACCCUUCUGCUGAAGCCUAGCCUGGUUCUGAUGUUUGGCCAGUGUGGGAAACCUGUUGUUGCAAAGUGUACUGUUCUAUAAAAGCUUGUUUUUCAAA